Trichechus manatus latirostris (Florida manatee) is the source of this 2832-nucleotide messenger RNA. It is a transcript of the gene RBM41, whose product is annotated as RNA binding motif protein 41. Gene Ontology annotation, molecular function: pre-mRNA intronic binding; U12 snRNA binding. Lineage: Eukaryota; Metazoa; Chordata; Mammalia; Sirenia; Trichechidae. The coding region runs from base 22 to 1335 and encodes 437 amino acids. The transcript is spliced from 8 exons. Gene Ontology annotation, biological process: mRNA splicing, via spliceosome. Gene Ontology annotation, cellular component: U12-type spliceosomal complex. The record is from RefSeq and is a predicted model, not a curated record.
GAGAUAGGGGCCUGUGGAAACAUGAAGAGGGUAAAUAGCUGUGUGAAGAGUGAUGAGCAUGUCCUGGAAGAAUUGGAAACAGAAGGGGAGAGGCAGCUGAAAAGCCUCCUUCAGCAUCAACUUGAUACCUCUGUCUCUAUUCAGGAAUGUGUGUCUAAGAAAGAGAGCUUUGCUCCUGGUACUAUGUACAAGCCCUUUGGGAAAGAAGCAGCUGGGACUAUGACUUUGUCCCAGUUCCAGACUCUGCAUGAGAAGGACCAGGAAACUGCUUCUCUCAGGGAACUAGGGCUCAGUGAAACAGAAAUCUUAAUCUGGAAAAGCCAUGUUUCAGGUGAAAAGAGGACGAGACUAAGGGCAACCCCUGAAGCAAUACAGAACCGUCUUCAAGAUAUUGAAAAAAGGAUCACAGAGCGUCAGCGUAUCCUUUGCCUGCCACAGAGAUUUGCAAAGAGCAAACAGCUAACCCGGCGAGAAAUGGAAAUAGAAAAGUCUUUAUUUCAGGGAGCUGAUCGUCACUCCUUCCUUAAGGCUCUUUAUUACGAAGCAUACCACAAAAAGACAAGUGCAGACAAGUACAUGACCUCAAUGAAGAGGAAGAUAAAAUUAGGCACAAAAGAUGAUCCCCAAAAGAAGAACAAAGGUGAUCCCAUGAACAACCUGGAAAAUUUUUACCAAGAGAUGAUAAUGAAAAAACGUCUUGAAGAGUUCCAACUUAUGAGAGGUGAACCCUUUGCUUCCCACUCACUGGUGUCAGCUACAUCAGUGGGAGAUAGUGGCACAGCUGAGAACCCGUCAUUACUCCAGGACAAGGGAAAACAGGCAGCACAGGGUAAAGGUCCCAGUCUCCAUGUGGCAAAAGUUAUUGAUUUUUCACCUCAGCAGUGUUGGACUGGGCCUAAGAAGCUGACGCAGCCAAUAGAAUUUAUCCCAGAAGAUGAGAUCCAGAGAAAUCGUUUGUCAGAGGAAGAAAUCCGAAAAAUUCCUAUGUUUUCUUCAUAUAAUCCAGGGGAGCCAAACAAGGUGUUGUAUCUGAAGAACCUUAGCCCUCGGGUGACUGAAAGGGAUCUUAUCUCAUUGUUCGCCCGGUUCCAGGAGAGAAAAGGACCUCCGAUUCAAUUUCGAAUGAUGACUGGACGCAUGAGGGGCCAGGCUUUCAUCACCUUCCCCAAUAAGGAGAUAGCAUGGCAAGCAUUACAUCUAGUAAAUGGAUAUAAACUACGUGGAAAAAUAUUGGUGAUAGAAUUUGGAAAGAACAAAACACAACUGUCAGAUCUCCAGGCUGAUUCUCUCAUAUCAUGUGCUACAGAUAACACUGCAGAAAUCAGUGGCAGCUAGAAGAUAAAGAGAUUGUGGGUCCUGGGUGGUCUUUCUUGUAACAGAAACUUGGAUCUAGGAUUUGUGUAUACAUAGCAGUUUAUUUGGAGUUAAAGAGGAGAACUAACUGAGAGGGGAAAAAAGUCAUUAAGACAGUUCCUUUCAAUAUAUGGAAAGAGUUGGUAAAAAAACGUUUUCUAUAAUCAGAAAUUAUAUAGGACAGAUGAUAUGCUGAGAAUGAAGGAUAGGGUACAAAAAGUAUCCUUUUCUCAGGAUAAAUUAGGAAGUAUUAUUUCUAAGACUUUUUGUUUAAUCUUUAUACUUUUUCUGGGGUCUUCAAUGUCCCUAGAGAUUACAUUCUUUACAAGACUGCCUCCUAUUUACAAAACAAAAAAAAACUAGUUUAAUUUUGAAAUAUUUAUUUACUAGAACCCAUCUGUCCUUAAUUUCAUCCACCUAGUAAACAAAAGACCAAGAACCCAGCCCUAAAGAUCAACAAAUUCUGUUAAGUCAGAACGAUCAGCAGUAGCAGUAGGUAGUUUCAUAAGUCAGUUGACAUAUUUAAUGAAUACUUCCCCACUAAGUGAUCAUUGUCUUCAAAAAGCUAUAUAUUUUUCUAAAGGAAUCUUUUAGAUCAAAAUAUUGGUGUUCUUAUGGCCGUUUAAGCUGGCUACCAUUGAGUAAUCAUUCAAUUCAAAGCAAUAAACAUUGACUAAUUCUCUAAUUAUGUUAGCUAUUAGGUAUAUGAAUUUUGAAAGAGGAACGUACUAGUGAAGAAUACUAAAGGGGAGUGAGAAGAAAUAAUUCUCUAGAAGAGAGAUAGCCUGUCCCAAAUCCCCCAGUUGGUUGUUAAUGGCUGCUGGAGAAUAGAAAUACAGUAUACAGGAAUAUAGUAUACAGGAAGUAGUACAAUAUAAUAUACAGGAAGUAGUACAAACUUUGGAGUCAGACAUUUGUUUAAACCUCACAGCCACACUUACCACUCUGUGACAUUGGCAAGUCACCUAAUCUGAGCCUCAGUUUUCUCAUCUAUUAAAUGAGGAUAAUACUACUACUUACCUCAUUGGGUUGUGAGGAUUAAAUGAGAUGGUAUUAUUCAGGCUGAAGAAGUGAAAGAAAAAAGAAUGAAGAAAAAUAAACAGUCUAGAAACCUGUGGGACACCAUUAAGCACACCAACAUAUGUGUAAUGGAAGUGCCAGGAAGAGAGGAGAGAAAAAAAAAGGAGCAGAAAAAAUAUUCGAAUACACAAUGGCUGAUAACUUCCCAAAUUUUAUGAAAAACAAUCUACAUAUCCAAGAAGCUCAGUGAACCCCAAAUAGGAUAAACACAAAGAAAUCCAUUACAGAUGCAUCCUAACAAAAAUGCUGAAAGGCAAAGACAAAAGAGAAAAUCUUGAGAGCAACACGAGAAAAACAAGGGAAUCCCAAUGAGAUUAAGAGCUGACUUCUCAUCAGAAACAAUGAAGGCAGCAGUGAAAUAACAUUUUCAAAGUGCUCAAAGGAAAAAAAAAAAAAGGU